AUGGCACACUCGGACUCGGACCUUUCUUCGCUUUCAUCAGCUCCGCCUACUGAUGACGAGACGGCCAUGGCUAUCGACGAGCCUGUUGGGAUUGCAAAGUACUUCAAGAAGGAGUCGGAGACUCCGCCGCCAAAGCGGGAGCCAUCGCCGCCGCAUGAAUACGUUCUAGCAGAUAACCCUCAUAUCCCGUUCAUCGUGACAUUCCGCGCGCGUUUCCACGAAGCUUUCCCCCGAAGCCUGCCACACUUCGGACCACAAGACAUUGAGAAGGGAGUAGAGGACUCGGUUCCCGGAGAAUAUAUCGAGCGCCUACUAUGCGCACUAUUGGGACUCGUUUUGAAUCGCAAAAAAGAUGUUGAACGAAAUCACUUUACGCGACCACUAGAGGAGGCGAUUCAGGUUCAUCAAUCGCAAUGGCCAAAGGCAUGGGAGGGCAAGAACCCCUUACAUGGUGGCCGCACCUUUGCGACCAUGUCGCCUGAAGAACGGCUGGAACUCCUCCGCGCUUUGAUCCUCUGGUCUCUUUCAUCAUCCGAUGCAAUCCAGGCGAAGAUUAAGGAAUCCUACAAGCAGUCCCGCCAUGAUGACGAUCUCAACCAGCCUCUUUCAGUCCAGCCCUGGGGCAGGGAUAGCUUGAAACGUCGUUAUUGGCUUAUUGAGGGGCAAGAUGAUACCCACUUCCGGUUAUACCGUGAGAGCAACCCUGCUCUCAAGACCAAUACCUGGUGGAGCGUUGCUGGAGAUAUUCCAGAAAUGCAGGCUAUUGCCGAUAGAUUGCAAGAGGAGAAAGGCAUCAACUCGAAAAAGCUCAGCGAACGAAUCCGAGCUGCCAUCCCUCGGUUUGAGGCUUCGGAAGAGAAACGCAAGCGCCGCGACUACCGUCUUGCUCGAAAGGCCGCAUUUGCCCGACCAGAGCCUGGGUUCUCUCUAUAUGAGGGCCGCACUCGUGGCAAGAAACUCAAGUAUACCUACGACGACGAGGAGGACAUUUUUUCAGAUGAUCAACCCACGCGACGGUCAGCUCGGAACUCAUCUGGUGUAACAGCAGCCGAACCGUCGCGCCCUCGAUUCACUGCAAGUGGUCGGCAAGUGAGAUCCCGGGCCGGCGGCGCCUACGGUGAAUCAUUGCUCAGCGGCCAGCGCGAGGACUCUGAAUAUGAGGAAGAGGACGACACGAGGCCUCAAAGGAGCCGCACGUCGACUCAUCCUAAUGGUUAUUCUGGCUAUGGCGAUGAGGACCUGGACGAUGAGUCAGAAGCUCGUUCCAAUGAUAGUGGAAAUGAGUGGGACGGUGGAGACGAGGAAGAAAAUGAUUUUGAGGGCGAUGAUGAAGGAGACGACGCGAGUGGGGAUGAAUCUAUCGUCAACGGGGAGCCUAGAAGCUUGGUGGUACAGCUUCGAUACGGCAAAGGGAGUGCGCAUGCUGGGCCUCAAGAUCCAGAUGAGCCUCCUCCUGCCAAGGAUGCCUUGAUGGAAGAUACUGGGCAAGCUGGUGUGUCUCAAAGGCCAUCUGGGCCUGUCGACACACCACAGCAGAAUUUGGCGCCGGGACCUGUUGCAGCUGCGUCUAUGACUACACCUGGUUUCCCUUCUGUACCAGCCCUUCAGGUACCUUCACAACCAGCAGCCUCAAAACCGACCGGACUGCCCAUGUCUGCACUGCUGAACGCCCCAGAGCCCGCCCCUCAGGUAUCGACCAAAGCAUAUCAUCAGCCUCAAGCACCAGAAGGGCCGAAAACCGGUCACCCGGUUGCUGUGAAUGGCUGGAAUGGGUCUCAUCAGGGCGCUGAACAUCGCCCCGGCUCCGAGCUGCCUCGUGCGCAGGCGCCGCCAACCAGCUGA
This is a messenger RNA of Penicillium subrubescens, 1842 nucleotides long. RefSeq lists its product as uncharacterized. The coding region runs from base 1 to 1842 and encodes 613 amino acids. The record is from RefSeq and is a predicted model, not a curated record. The transcript is spliced from 5 exons. Lineage: Eukaryota; Fungi; Ascomycota; Eurotiomycetes; Eurotiales; Aspergillaceae.